Protopolystoma xenopodis is the source of this 286-nucleotide messenger RNA. The record is from the annotation of a GenBank genome assembly. NCBI's taxonomy places the organism in Eukaryota, Metazoa, Platyhelminthes, Monogenea, Polystomatidea, Polystomatidae.
AGAAGCCGUGUCAGGAAGACAUCUUUCAUUGGCACCAGACUCGGCCUCGACGGAAAUUUCCCUACCACUGCAAGACGCAUAGCUACUGAGAUCGGUCUGUCGGCCAGUGUCUACACUAGGCCGCCAUGCUUACGGAAGAUGGGCUCGACCCGAGGCAGGAUUUGGCGCCAGCGGGGCAGACCUGUCUCAACGAGUACCGAUCGCGAGGGCGAGCAUAGUCUGCGGUCAGACAAAGGUGUCUGUUCCUAAGCGCCCGAUCGGCAAUUCAGUGGAGCCUCGAGACUAG